CAGCCGCUCGCUCGUGUAGCUGAAUGCGCCGCUCAUUGUUCGCUUCGCCGUUCCUCUGCCGUUUCCGCGGAUCGAUCGAUCAGUGAUCGGGAUUUCUCAUGGAUCUAUCGAUGUGAAGACGCUGUCACACGCGGCUGAAGUUCAGAAGUGAUCGAGCGGAGCGGCAGGAGGCAAACAUGCGGUCGCAGGCCUUGUUGCUGUAUUUCACGGUGCUGCAGACGGCCGGAGCCGCUUUCCCAGAAGACACCGAGCCAAUCAGUAUUUCACACAGCAACUAUACCAAACAAUAUCCAGCGUUCGUGGGACAAAAACCGGGAAGGAACAACACGCAGCGGCACAAACUGGACAUUCAGCUGAUCGUCAUCAUGAACCACACUCUCUAUGUGGCCGCCAGGGAUCACAUUUACACGGUGGACAUCGAGACGGCCAAUGCGGAGGAGAUCUUCUUCAGUAAGAAGCUGACGUGGAAGUCCAGGCAGGCCGACGUGGACACCUGCAGGAUGAAAGGCAAACACAAGGACGAGUGCCAUAACUUCAUCAAGGUCCUGCUGCAGCAGAGCGACGACUCUCUGUUUGUGUGCGGAACCAAUGCCUUCAACCCGUCCUGUCGGACCUACAAGAUGGACAGUCUGGAUGCCGUGGGCGAUGAGAUCAGCGGAAUGGCGCGCUGCCCAUAUGACGCCAAACACGCCAACGUGGCCCUGUUCGCCGAUGGGAAGUUAUACUCGGCCACGGUCACGGACUUCCUGGCGAUCGAUGCGGUGAUCUACCGCAGUCUGGGUGACAGCGCCACCCUCAGGACGGUCAAACACGACUCUAAAUGGCUGAAAGAGCCGUAUUUCAUCCAGGCGGUCAACUAUGGCGAGUUCAUCUACUUCUUCUUUCGGGAAAUCGCCAUGGAGUACAACAGCAUGGGGAAGGUGGUGUUUCCGCGAGUGGCUCGCGUGUGUAAGAACGACCGCGGCGGCUCUCAGCGAGUGCUGGAGAAACAGUGGACUUCUUUCCUGAAGACGCGCCUCAACUGUUCCAUCCCUGGAGACUCGCACUUCUACUUCAACAUCCUGCAGGCCGUCACCGACGUCAUCCACAUCAGCGGCCGCGACGUGGUCAUGGCCACCUUCUCCACGCCGUACAACAGUAUCCCGGGAUCAGCCGUCUGCGCUUAUGACAUGGCGGAGAUCUCGGCGGCCUUCACCGGACGCUUCAAAGAGCAGAAGUCACCAGAUUCCACCUGGACCCCCGUCCCCGAGGAAAAGGUGCCCAGACCCAGGCCAGGCGUCUGCGCAGGAUCUUCCUCUGGAGAGAAAUUCAAAGUGUCCAACGAGUUCCCGGAUGAAACGCUGAACUUCAUCAAGCUUCACCCACUGAUGGACGAAGCCGUUCCUUCCAUCGCCAAUCGGCCGUGGUUCCUCAAGACGAUGGUCCGAUAUCGUCUGACUCGUAUAGCCGUGGAUAACGCCGCCGGCCCUCAUCGCAACCACACCGUGGUUUUCCUGGGAUCGGAGCGAGGAAUCGUGCUGAAGUUCCUGGCCAAGAUGCGGAGCGGCUUCCUGAACGACAGCCUGUUUCUGGAGGAGCUGAGCGUCUAUAACCCAGAGAAGUGCAGGAUUGACGGCGUGGAGGACAAGCGUAUCAUCAGCAUGCAGAUCGACCGCAGGAGUCACUCUCUGUUCGUGGCCUUCACCUCAUGCGUGGUCAAAGUCCCGCUGUCCCGCUGCGAGCGGCAUGGCAAGUGUAAAAAGUCCUGUAUCGCCUCCAGGGACCCCUACUGCGGCUGGGUGUCAGAGGGCGCCUGUAAAGAAAUCUCAUCGGACUCGAAAUGGCCGUUCGAGCAGGACGUGGAACAGGGCAACACAGAUGGACUGGGCGACUGCCAAAAUUCGUUCGUGGCUCUCAAUGAGCAUCAGCGCAGGCAGCAGGGUGUGAGUGAUAUUACCCAGAAUGCUGCACGCGGCCUCCUCACCACCGUCCCUCCUCCGGCCCCCAGGGGCCCACUGCUCCGGGGCCGCAUGGUCAAGCCGAAGGAGGCAGAGCCGCCGGGUGAUCAGAGUGACCCGUAUGUGUCCACUCCUUCAGACACGCAGCAGGAGAGCGCCGGGGUGAUCCGUGAGACGUACCACCGAGACCGCGAUCAGAUGGUUCCCGUCACGCUCCUGGCCAUCGCCGUCAUCCUCGCCUUCGUCAUGGGCGGCAUCUUCUCCGGCAUCGUGGUCUACUGCGUGUGUGACCACCACCGCCGGCGGGACUUCGAGCUGCCCGGCCGCAAAGAUAAGGACUCGGUCCAGUCCCGACGGGGCUCCAUGAACAGCGUCACCAAGCUGACGGGGCUCUUCGAGACGCAAGCCAAGGACGGACGGACAGAAGCCAUUCUGACCCCGCUCAUGCACAACGGCCGCUUGGCCAACGGCAAGAUGCUCAUCAAAGCUGACCAGCACUUGGAUCUGACCGCUCUGCCCACGCCCGAAUCCACGCCUAUGCAGCCGCGGCGCAAACCCAGCCGAGGCAGCCGCGAGUGGGAGCGCAACCAGAACCUGAUCAACGCCUGCACCAAAGACUUGCCCUCCAUGGGCUCUGUGGUCAUCCCGACGGAUUUGCCUCUGCGGGCGUCUCCGGGCCACAUCCCAAGCGUGGUGGUGCUGCCUUUGCCCCAACACCAGCAUGAGUAUGUAGAGCAACCGCACCGAGGAGAGCUCGCCAUUGACCAGGCCGCCACGCUGGAGUACAAGUCCCUCAAGAGCCCAAGCUUGGCGGAUGGCGAGAGAGCGCCUCCAAGAGUCCCCCAGCGAGAGGCGUCUCUGAGCGCCGUGAUCCCGCCGGCCGUCCCGCAGAUGGGCAAGAGGCUGGAUGUGCAUUCGUCCGUAUACAGCCGCGGCUAUCCCAUGAGCUCGGGCUUCAAGAAACAGCACAACACCAACUCGUCCAACUCAUCCCACAUGUCCAGGAACCACAGUUUCCGUGUGGAGACGCCUCCUCCGCCCGCUCCGCAGCGGGUGGACUCCAUGCACGUCACCUCUCCGCCGCCAAUCCUCGGUCUGUCGCGCCAUCCCAGCCUGAGCUCAUACGGCUCUCUCCCCAGGCAUCUCAAGCCUGACGUCCCUCCUAAACCGAAUCUGGUGUCCCUUUCCACAAAAGCCAAGUCCGGGGACUACUGCACAUAAUCGAUCGCUGCGGAAUCAAAGACGGGGAACGUGAAAGUGCGUCUGCUUUGUGCAGCUGUGUACAGGAAAUGCAACUCACUUUUUUGUUUUGUUUUGUAUAUUUUGUAAUACAUGUCGAGCUCAGGCUGAUGAUGGCGAACAUCUGGGGCAACUCUUGGAGAUUUCGUCCGGUGGCAGCAUAGUUGCCGAUGGUCAUUUUCUGCCAAAAGCACUUCGGAGACGGGCGCAGAAGCUACGAGAGACGCCCCGGUUAUCAAGCACUUGGUCACACAGCGAGUUCAGACGGGAACAGCUGCUGGAGUUUACUUUGGGAAAACUGUGAAAAGCCGCCGCCUGUCUCGGUGUUACUGUUACUGGACAAAGCAAUCGAGUUCUGCCUUCGUGCAAGAGUUCAACACGUCUACUGAAACUGUUGACUAAAUAACACGUGACUGUUAAUACUAAUAGCAGGUUGUAUUUAUUUUUUAAUAAAGUGCUUUUGCAGAAAGAGCGUCUCUUUUAGGCUCAAAUGAGAUGGGAGCGAUCUUUUUAAUUUGAAUUAAUCAAGUGUGAAAUUAUUUAAAGUCAUUCAACUGGAGCCAGCAGCCCUUCUUUCCACUAACUCUUUGGACGUUGCUAAACAAAGUCAGAGACGAGGGAAGCCUCCGUAUGGAAGGAACAAUUCUCGAGCCGUGCCAGAGGGGCUUGUGGGUAGAGCUUACAGGCCACAGACAGGAACUCCUGAAUCUCACCUCUUCAUCAUCACCUUCUGAAAUCCGCCGGUCCAUCCGAGUGCCAUUCAAGAUGCUUUCAAUCGUACGGUUUUCUCGUCCCGUCCACACACGACCCUUUCGUCGAAUCAUUUCAGCCUGUUUUUCUCCUUCCACCUGUAAAUUUGUGCCUUACACCCCUGAGUAGUGAAGCGUUUGUUAGCUGUUAACUGUCGUAGUUCUUAUGAUGACGUUUGUUUCCCUCGUUUGAUUAAAAAAGGAAACAAAAAAAACACGUAAGUGAAGAAUGUAGGUGUUGUUGUUGUCGACUCUGGUCCCUUUGCUAACCAUAAAUGUGACCCUGGACCACAAAACCAGUCAUAAGGGUCCAUUUUUCCAAA
Messenger RNA from Sinocyclocheilus anshuiensis, 4248 nucleotides. Its product is annotated as semaphorin-6A-like. The transcript is spliced from 20 exons. Lineage: Eukaryota; Metazoa; Chordata; Actinopteri; Cypriniformes; Cyprinidae. Gene Ontology annotation, molecular function: semaphorin receptor binding; chemorepellent activity. The coding region runs from base 177 to 3158 and encodes 993 amino acids. The record is from RefSeq and is a predicted model, not a curated record. Gene Ontology annotation, biological process: neural crest cell migration; positive regulation of neuron migration; axon guidance. Gene Ontology annotation, cellular component: plasma membrane.